Molecule: messenger RNA, 1359 nt
Organism: Prosopis cineraria
Lineage: Eukaryota; Viridiplantae; Streptophyta; Magnoliopsida; Fabales; Fabaceae
Product: ethylene-responsive transcription factor LEP-like
Exons: 1
Coding region: 181-1005 (274 amino acids)
Biological process (GO): regulation of DNA-templated transcription
Molecular function (GO): DNA-binding transcription factor activity; DNA binding
Source: RefSeq, a predicted model, not a curated record
GCCAAUAAAAGAGGAGUCCUUGCAUGCUAUCAACCCAGUCUCCCCUCUCUUCUCAUUUUUCUCUUCGUCACGAAUAUACUAUCAUUUACUCGUAGACUUGGGUCUUUCCCUUGAUUCUUCUCCCAGUUCUAGCAACCAUCUUUCCAUUUCCUGUCUCUCAAGCAUUUUACCGAGCACUUAAUGAACCCAUCAACUUCGUCGUCGCCUUCCAAGGCCAAAAGGAAGCAAAUGGCGACAACAAGCGCUAAGACACCAGAGCAACAACAUGGAACGGGGUGGGGAGGAAGGUACCUGGGUGUCCGGAGAAGGCCGUGGGGAAGAUACGCGGCAGAGAUUAGAGACCCUUCGACCAAAGAAAGGCACUGGCUUGGCACCUUCGACACUGCUGAGGAAGCUGCCUUGGCCUACGACAGAGCAGCGCGCUCCAUGCGCGGCUCUCGCGCUCGAACCAAUUUCGUCUACUCAGAUACUCCGCCUGGCUCUUCCGUAACCCCCAUUGUCUCUCCUGAUGAAGAAGCCCACCAGAACCACGACUUCUCUUCUCUUUUCGCUUCGAACUUGCUCUCUCAGCAGCCCAACCCGACUGAUCGGCCGACGGAAUGCGCUCUCUCGGGCGGGCUCUUGGGGAUUGAGGACAGUGAUGCCUGGGCAGUUUCUUCGGAGAUUUAUUCCCAGCAAUAUCAAUCACCCCCGAUGGACGUGCAUAAUGUGCCCCACUUCCGCCAGUUGUAUGAUGAUAACAGCACCGAGCUCCCUCCAUUGCCACCGGAUAUUACAACCUCCAUAGGUUACGAAAUGGGCCAUGAGUUUUACGAUAAUGGCUUCGGAUACUCAGAGCAAGGCACGGGAACGGGAUUCGAACCAUCAACCAGCUGGCCUUCGUGCUCAUAUAUGGGCUUGGAUUCGGGUGAUUACAUGCAUAGCCCACUGUUGAGCACAGUGCCAACGGUGUCAGAAAAGAUGCCGGAGGGUUUUGAUUUGGGAAGUUCCUCGUAUUUCUUCUGAGAAAUGAUUCAACAAUUUGCUGAUUCCGUGGAUGGUCACUGGGUCCGUGCCUCUAGUAGUUUAAACUUUCAAGUCUGCAAAUGAGUUCGGUGUGUAAGUGGGCUUUAUUUGCCCAGAAGUAAUGGGCCAACCCUAUGGCCCAUCCUCUUCUAAUUUGGUUUUCCGUCCACAAUAAAGAUCCACCCAGACAAACCGUUUUACCCGGUGGGAGAGGAAUAUGCUUCAUGCUUCCUCCAGUUUUAUUUAUAAUUCCAUCACCCUUUUUUUUAUUUCUCAUUUAAAGUUAUUUUAAGAAAGUGUGUCAUCAAAGUAUAUAUGUUUAAUAAGAAUAAAAUUAUAAAUUUAUUAAAAAAA